CUUCGCGAGUCGGAGCAGCACCGCCGCCGCCAUGUCUCUGCUCGUAGCCCACAGAGCGGCCGCCAGGCUCCUCGGCAGCAGCAAGAAUGCUACGUUCAUAGUAGUUGCUGCAAGGAAUACCAGCUCAUCCACUAAUCUGAAGGACGUUCUUGCAGAUCUCAUACCCAAAGAACAAACCCGCAUUAAAGCCUUCAAACAACAAUAUGGCAAAACCGUUAUUGGACAGAUCAACGUGGACAUGAUGUACGGAGGCAUGAGAGGAAUGAAGGGCCUGGUAUAUGAAACAUCAGUGCUGGACCCAGAUGAGGGUAUUCGUUUCCGUGGGUAUAGCAUACCAGAGUGUCAGAAGGUUUUACCUAAGGGCCCAGGUGGAGAUGAACCUCUUCCUGAAGGGCUCUUCUGGUUGCUUGUGACCGGACAAAUCCCCACUCCAGAACAGGUGGCCUGGCUGUCUACAGAAUGGGCAAAGCGUGCCGCGCUGCCCUCCCAUGUGGUCACCAUGCUGGACAACUUCCCCAACAACUUGCAUCCCAUGUCUCAGCUCAGUGCAGCCGUCACGGCACUCAACAGCGAGAGCAGCUUCGCUCGCGCCUACGCUGAGGGAGUCAACAAGGCCAAGUACUGGGAGUUUAUAUAUGAAGAUUCAAUGGAUCUGAUUGCUAAACUGCCCUGUGUGGCAGCUAAGAUCUAUCGGAACCUGUACAGAGAAGGCAGCAGUAUUGGAGCUAUUGAUUCUAAGCUGGAUUGGUCUCACAACUUUACUAACAUGCUGGGCUACACUGAACCACAGUUUACUGAGCUUAUGAGACUUUACCUCACUAUUCACAGUGAUCAUGAGGGUGGGAAUGUCAGUGCUCACACCAGCCAUCUCGUGGGUAGCGCUCUCUCCGACCCCUACCUGUGCUUUGGAGCUGCAAUGAACGGACUGGCUGGACCUCUUCAUGGACUUGCAAAUCAGGAAGUGCUGGUAUGGCUGACCAACCUUCAGAAGGAGCUCGGUGGAGAGGUGUCCGAUGAACAACUGAGGGAUUUCAUUUGGAACACACUGAAUUCUGGCAGAGUGGUUCCUGGUUACGGCCAUGCUGUUCUGAGGAAGACUGAUCCCCGCUACACCUGCCAGAGGGAGUUUGCCCUGAAACACCUGCCCAAUGACCCUUUGUUUAAGCUCGUCUCCCAACUCUACAAGAUUGUACCCAAAGUUCUCCUCGAUCAGGGCAAAGCCAAGAACCCGUGGCCCAACGUGGAUGCGCAUAGCGGUGUGUUAUUGCAGUAUUAUGGAAUGAAAGAAAUGAAUUACUACACGGUGUUGUUUGGCGUCUCCAGAGCGCUGGGCGUGUUGGCACAGCUUAUCUGGAGCCGAGCCUUAGGCUUCCCGUUGGAGAGACCCAAGUCCAUGAGCACUGACGGCCUCAUACAUCUGGUGGGAGACAAGUCUGGUUGAGCCGCCCUGGUUGAGGAAGUUAAUAUUAAAAACACAUCUGUGCUUAUACGCAUCCAGUGUAAAUGUUGCCACCUUGAGGCAAGUCGCUGAAAGUGGCCAUUCAGAAUAACCUGAUGAAUGAGAUGAUUUAUAUAUUUUUGUGUUUUGGGUUGAAAACUUGCAGAGUGAAAAGAAUUUAAUUUAAUUAUUAACAUUUCAAUUUUUUUUUAUGUGCCAGACGGUUUGUCCAUCAGGUUUGGACAGGUAAACACUCCUUGGGAAGAGACUAGACCGAUCUUUCUUUACCUUUAUUGUGGCUAUCUCCCUCCCCGCUGUACUCCAGCUACAGUAGAGCGUUGUAAAGCAAUUUGUUGUAAAUGUACUGAUCAUGUCUCAUAUGUCAGGUUGUUCUGAGUUAAAUAACGAAAUAAAUGUUUUUAUUAU
Messenger RNA from Callorhinchus milii (elephant shark), 1864 nucleotides. It is a transcript of the gene cs, whose product is annotated as citrate synthase. Gene Ontology annotation, biological process: tricarboxylic acid cycle; citrate metabolic process; carbohydrate metabolic process. The record is from RefSeq and is marked provisional. Gene Ontology annotation, cellular component: mitochondrial matrix. Lineage: Eukaryota; Metazoa; Chordata; Chondrichthyes; Chimaeriformes; Callorhinchidae.